This is a messenger RNA of Coccinella septempunctata (seven-spotted ladybird), 6087 nucleotides long. RefSeq names its product serine/threonine-protein kinase Genghis Khan (gene gek). Bases 183 to 5234 code for a protein of 1683 amino acids. The record is from RefSeq and is a predicted model, not a curated record. Gene Ontology annotation, biological process: peptidyl-threonine phosphorylation; actomyosin structure organization. NCBI's taxonomy places the organism in Eukaryota, Metazoa, Arthropoda, Insecta, Coleoptera, Coccinellidae. Gene Ontology annotation, cellular component: cytoplasm; cytoskeleton. The transcript is spliced from 29 exons. Gene Ontology annotation, molecular function: protein serine/threonine kinase activity; ATP binding.
GAACUAGGAGUGUUGGUGGCGUUGUUGCCUUUUGCCCUUUUCUAAUAAUGUAGUUGUAAAGUUGUAAUUGCAAAAAUGGCUGCUGAUGCUGAAAGAUUUUGAUGAGUUUUUUCAAAUGACAAGUGGUAUUUAUUUGUGGUCAAUACAUUUUCCAACAAAGAUUUCACAAAUGAAUUGGUCGAAUGAGUGAAAAUAAUACAACAACCAUGCCGGAUGUGGCUGGUGAACGGAGGCUUCGUCAAUUAGAGGCUAUGUUUCUUGGUGGGCCUGUGGUUGCCAAGGGUCAAAGUUUUAGUAUCGAAACUUUGUUGGACAUUCUUGUUGUUUUGUAUGAUGAAUGCUGUAAUUCUAGUUUACGUAAGGAGAAAACUGUUUCAAAUUUCAUUGAAUUUGUUAAACCAAUUGCUACAUCAGUGAAAAGUUUACGACUCUCAAGGGAUGACUUUGAAAUCAUAAAAGUAAUAGGAAGAGGGGCAUUUGGUGAAGUAUGUGUAGUGAAAUUCAAAGGGUCUGAGAAAGUUUUUGCAAUGAAAAUACUCAAUAAAUGGGAAAUGUUGAAGAGGGCUGAAACUGCUUGCUUCAAAGAAGAAAGGGAUGUUCUAGUUUACGGUGAUAGAAGGUGGAUAACUCAUCUUCAUUAUGCGUUUCAGGAUGAAACAAAUUUGUAUUUAGUGAUGGAUUAUUAUUGCGGUGGUGAUCUACUGACAUUGUUGAGUAAAUUUGAAGAUCGUCUACCAGAAGACAUGGCUAGAUUUUACAUUGCAGAAAUGGUUUUAGCCGUAGAUUCUAUACACAAUUUGAAAUAUGUACAUAGGGAUAUAAAACCAGACAAUGUUUUACUAGAUGCUAACGGACACAUAAGAUUAGCAGAUUUUGGAAGUUGUUUGAAAUUGAACGAUGAUGGGACAGUACAGUCAAAUGUUGCUGUUGGCACUCCAGAUUAUAUUUCUCCAGAGAUUUUACGUGCAAUGGAAGAUGGACAAGGAAGAUAUGGUCCUGAAUGUGAUUGGUGGUCAUUGGGUGUCUGUAUGUAUGAGAUGUUGUUUGGCGAAACUCCAUUCUAUGCAGAGAGUUUAGUGGAAACUUAUGGCAAAAUUAUGAAUCAUAAGAAUUGCUUCGAUUUUCCAGCCGAUAUCGAAGUUAGUGAUGAGGCUAAAGAUCUAAUAAAAAAAUUAAUAUGCAGUCAAGAAUUCAGAUUGGGACAAAACGGUAUUCAGGAUUUUGUAAAUCAUCCAUGGUUUUUUGGUGUUGAUUGGAAUGGUGUGCGAGAUAGCAAUGCUCCCUAUAUACCCGAAGUUUCAAGUCCAACUGACACAUCGAAUUUUGAUGUUGAUGACAAUGAUGUCAGAUUAUCUGAUGCAAUGCCUCCGACUGCUAACAAUGCCUUUACUGGACUGCAUUUACCUUUUGUUGGAUUUACAUUCACUCAAGAAUGUUGUAUAUCAGAUCUUGGUAGCCUUACUGAUGCGAAUAAGAGCAUCAUCGAUAGAGAGAAUAAACAUAAUAAUGAAAUAAUAUCAAACAAUCAAAGUAAAGAAGUUGAGAAAAAGAUGUCUUCCCCAGAUGGUACUAGGAAAUUACAGGAUGAAAUAAAUAUGCUCACCAAAAGAAAUUGUGAAUUGGAAUCUCAGUUGAAAAAUUUUGAGAGUAAUACCACUAAAGAAUUGCUCUUGGAUAAUAUAGAUGGUUCUGAAAGUGCCAAACUGAAAGAAAUGGAAAAACUACUGAGGAUAUCAAGACAAGAAAAAGAAGAGGUUCAAAAGGAAAAAUUUGACUUGGUAGAAAAACUUAAAUUUCAAGAUAAAGAGUUGAAAGAUAGCUUAUCUCAGAAAAAAGUAGCCCUGGCUGAGUAUGCAGAAGUAUCGGAUAAACUUUCUGAACUUCGUCAGCAGAAACAAAAGUUGUCUAGACAAGUGCGAGAUAAGGAAGAGGAAUUGGAAACUGUGAUGCAAAAAGUAGAUUCCCUCAGAAAUGACAUUCGUAGAGCUGAAAAAUUGCGUCGAGAAUUGGAAUCCAGAGUCGAUGAAGCCUUGGCUGAAGCAACAAAAGAAAGAAAACUUAGAGAACGAUCUGAAGAAUAUUGUAGGCAAAUGCAAGCUGAAUCUGAUAGAUUGCGGGUUAAAAAUGAAAUAUGUCCUAGGGAUCAAGACAAUCUAAGAUUCAAAGCAGAAUUGGAAAAAUUAGAGUUGCAGUACAAUGAGAGGCUCAAUCAACAACAAUCUCGAUACAACUUAGAAUUAUCGUCAUUGAGAGAACAAUUACAGGAGGCCGAAAACCAAAGGGACUUAAUUGAGAGAGAGCUUACAGAAUCUAUGAAUAGAUUGCAAUCCGAACGAGCUAAUCUAGAAGUGGAAUAUGAACAAUUACGAAACAAACAGGAAUCUUUAGGCCAGUGGGAAUGUCAACUAACGGAAAUAAUUCAAUGGGUUAGCGACGAGAAGGAUGCUCGGGCUUAUCUCCAGGCGUUAGCUACGAAAAUGACUGAAGAGUUGGAUUACCUUAAACAUGCUGGUGUGUCAAAUGCAGUUACUGGUGGAGAUAAGAACUGGAGAAACAGACGAUCACAGAAGUUGGAUAAAAUGGAGUUGCUAAACUUGCAGAGUUCACUACAGUCUGAAAUCCAAGCGAAACAGGCAAUCAGUGAAGACCUUAGCAAAACUAGAGAAGCAUUACAUGCAUCUCAGAAGGAGCUGAGAGAAUACAGACAAAGAAACGAUGCGUUAGUUCUAGAUGUAAAAAGGAAAGAAAAACAAAUAAAGGAUCUCCAAAGCAGACUUGAUUCCGAAGGAUCAAGUGUGGGAAUUUCAUCAGUGAGCACACGUCAAACAAAGGUAUCUGAAAGGCCGGCCUCCCAGAUGUCUUACUUGGACCAGUUUUUAAAGGAAAAUAGUUCGUCACGAGCUCAGAAUCAGCAGAACUACGAUAAUGUUCCGUCGCUACUAUACCAAGGAGGGUCUAUAGAAUCGGAGGAAGGUGACAUCGAAGAUAAUAGAGCGUUGAGCUUAAAUAGUUCAAAAAGUAAUCUUUCUGAAGUCAGUGUGCAUGAAAAUCAAUCUCCCAUGAAACAUAAGGCUCAUCAAUUUCUGGUUAGAACAUUUUCCAGCCCAACCAAAUGCAGUCAUUGCACCUCUUUGAUGGUUGGUUUGAUGAGACAAGGAAUGGUAUGUGAAAUAUGUGGUUUCACUUGCCAUACUUCAUGCUGCGCUCAUGUACCAGCUGUUUGUCCUGUUCCUUCCGAUCAAACAAAGAGACCACUAGGAAUUGAUCCAACAAGAGGAAUUGGUACGGCCUAUGAGGGCUAUGUGAAAGUUCCAAAACAAGGAGGGGUAAAAAAAGGCUGGGUACGUCAAUUCGUCGUUGUUUGUGAUUUCAAGUUGUUUCUUUACGACAUAUCGGCCGAUCGUAAUGCCUUACCAAGUGUUCAUGUUGCUCAAGUAUUAAAUAUGAGAGACCCCCAAUUUAGUGUUAGUGGUGUGAAAGAUUCGGAUGUGAUUCAUGCCAAUAAAAAAGACAUACCAUGUAUAUUUAAGGUGACUACCUCUCUUAUGGAGCCUCCAGGACCAAGGAAUGCUACGUUGAUGUUGGCUGAUUCAGAGGCUGAAAAAAGCAAAUGGGUGGUUGCCCUUUCUGAACUGCACCGCAUCAUGAAACGAAAUAGCCUUCCCAAUACGACCGUAUUUUUAGCUAGGGAACUUAUUGAUAAUACUCAAACAAUUCUUAGAAAUGUUCUCAGUGCCAGCAUUAUAGAUCCUGAUCGUUUAGUUUUAGGAACAGAAGAUGGAAUGUUUUGUCUUGAUUUGGACAGGACCGAAAUAGCCCGAGUUGGGGAAGCGAAAAAAAUAUUUCAACUAGAAUAUAUUAGUGAAGAGCAUUUGUUGGUUGUAGUUAGUGGUAAACAACGUUAUGUCCGAUUGGUGCCUAUACGCGCUCUUGAUGGUGACGAAACUGAGUGGAUUAAAGUAGCAGAAAGUAAAGGCUGUUCAGUUUUAACAGUUGGGCCCAUCUUGAGAGCUCCACUGACAUUUUGUUUAUGUGUAGCAGUUAGAAAGCAACAAAAUGCAUCCUCCAUUUUGAUAUAUGAAAUAACAAGAACACGAUUGAGACAUCAAAGACUACGGGAAGUAGUUUUACCAGUUGCUAUUCAGUCUUUACAGUUGUUAUCUGACUGUCGUUUAUGUGUUGGAUCUCCUUCUUGUUUCACUGUUUAUAACUUACAAGGAGAACCACAGCUAGUAUCUCUAUUACAUCAAGAUAAUCCACUGUACAGCACCUUAUUCUGUAGUCCUGUUGAGGCUCUGAGGGUCAUCGAACUUCCUCGACAUGAAUACCUUCUUGUUUUUGGAACUUUGGCUGCCUAUGUUGACAGACACGGUAGAAAAUCCAGGGAAAUUGAAAUAAUGUAUCCUGCAGUCCCGACUGCCAUAAGUUACAGGGAUGGCCAUUUAUUGGUCUAUAGUGAAACACACAUUGACGUGUUCAAUUGCGCUACCGGAGAUUGGAUCCAGACAGUCAAUAUUAAGAGAGCUAAACCAUUGAAUGACAGCGGUAGUUUAUCUUUAUGUAUAUUGAAUGAUUCGCCCCAUCUCUUAUAUCUCUCGAACAUACAUCAAAAGGAACUUAUUAAUUUAGAUAAUAUAGUUACUCUUGAUAGAGAAGGUAGAACUGUUCAAAGACCAAGAAGGAGAUUUUCGUUGAGGGAAGGGAAUAAAUCUCAAAGAAUGAGUACAGAUCGCAGAUCUAAGAUGAUCUCAGCCCCUACCAAUUUCAAUCACAUCAGUCACAUGGGACCAGGGGAAGGAAUCCAACGUCAGAGAUUAAUAGAUCUUGCUACUAAUCUCGUAGAUAAUUCUGAACCUCUCCAGCAUAUAAACAUCACGCAACCCAAACAACCAAUCAAAAUGGCCCCAUUACCUCCGAAGAAUUCUGCCGAGAGAAAACGACCGGAAAUAUCUUAUCCGACGCCGAUAAGACCAUCAUUUCCUGCAUAUAAUGGCGCAAAAAGAUCUGCACCUCCCAGACCACGUGAUUUGCCACCCGCUCUUCCAAGGCCUUCAGAUACUUCACCAUCUCCAGACCCCACGAGUAUAGGAAGCAUGUCUUCUUUACACGAAAUAAUCAAGGGCGCUGAAAAAAGCAGUCCGAGGCAUUCGAUAGCAAGCAAUAACAGUUCCAAUUUGUCUACCCCGCCUUCUCCUCAACCAGAUCAUCACAAUAGUUCGAGUUACGAUAGUUGAACUUUUCCAGGUUUGCCAACCCUAUUUAUUUUCAUUUCAUAUUUGAAAACAAUAUUCUUUAUUCAAAAUAUUCAAGUAGACUUACAUGUAAAGUGUUUAAUCUCCUCAUAGGAAACCCCUUUCAAUUUUUUCUGCAUUAUAUAUUUCAGAUGAUUAUUAUUUCCUUCGCAUUAACAAAUUGAACACUUUAUGUAUGUAGACUGAUUAGUUACCUCAUUUAUAAGCUUUCACAGUUAACGAUAUUUAUAUUGAAGUUUAUAAUAUAUUUUGCGGAAUCACUCAAUUUGUUUUUGAGUUGAUUUUUUUCUUCAUCUUCAUUUUGAUCAUAAUUUCUAAUUAAACCCUAGUCAUAAUAUCAUUAAUCUGAUGAAUUAUUGUUUAUUGCCGAAAAACGUUUCAAUGUACCUUUUCAUGGAAUUAUAAAAGUGCAAACAUUAAUUUGGGUGAAUAGUUUAGGCAUUGUACUUAUUUCUUGUAAAAAUGAAUGUUUUUAUUUGUUUAUAUUGUUUAUUUGAUUAGUUUUAUACAUUUUCAAAGAGUGUCAAUUAAUAAUAAUAAUAAACUUUGAUUUUUAGGUCUGACAAUCUCCUUAUUUAUUCAAAGAGCCAAAAUGUAUAACUUUCUAUAAUUGUAUUUAUUCAUUCAAUAAUAUUAUUUAUAUCAUUUUCCUUGAAAGCAUUUAUGUAAUAUUGUGAUUAUUGCAAGUGCAUUGAAUUGCCUUUGUAGACGUAUAUUUUGCCAUGGCACAGAAAUAUAUUUAUUUGAUUGAUGAAAUUCUCAAAUGAAUAUUGAUAAUAUGAAAUUGUAAUGAAUUAUCUUCAUAUGGAAUUUUAUUUCACAGUAUUGAAAUUUA